Rhinichthys klamathensis goyatoka is the source of this 1989-nucleotide messenger RNA. It is a transcript of the gene tinf2, whose product is annotated as TERF1 (TRF1)-interacting nuclear factor 2. Gene Ontology annotation, cellular component: shelterin complex. Gene Ontology annotation, molecular function: telomeric repeat DNA binding. Gene Ontology annotation, biological process: regulation of telomere maintenance via telomere lengthening; telomere capping. The record is from RefSeq and is a predicted model, not a curated record. NCBI's taxonomy places the organism in Eukaryota, Metazoa, Chordata, Actinopteri, Cypriniformes, Leuciscidae. The coding region runs from base 55 to 1710 and encodes 551 amino acids. The transcript is spliced from 9 exons.
GUUACACCUCUACCCCUGUCAGCUCUGCAGCUUUUGGCUCCACCACUGCGGUUAAUGUCCGCAGCCAUGUGGAAGGUGAUGCUGAAGAGGGAUGUGGUGUAUUAUGGUAAACUGGAGGAGAUCGUAACAUCACUCUGUGAGACUGUACCUGGGUUGCUCCAUUACAGACAUCGGGCCAGGCUGACAAUGGGUUUGCGGGCACUGAUGAUCUUAGAGGAGCUUCGUCGAUCCGACCCUCCUGAUGCUCCGCAUGUUCUGGAGGAGCUGUGCAAGCUGGAAGCUUCCUCCAUUCCCAGUGGAAGGAGGAAGGAUCAAAAGGUGGAGGAAGCUAAGGACAACUUCAAAACCCUGGUGCACUCUCUCCUAAAGAACCCAGCAGCCAGAAAACAAUUCUUCAAGGAGGAAUUCCAUCUUCACUAUGGAGGAAACUAUGUAGCCAGUCUAGAGAAGCUAAUGUGGGAGUUUAUAAUCCGGGUGGACAAGCUAUUACCUGUUCCAGAUCUUGCUCAGACAGUCUCGUGGCUCAGUGGCGCCCCUGCUGUUCUGGAGGAGUGUGCGCGCUCUGCCUCGCAGCCCCAGCUCCUCAGGACUCUGCUGCAGCAUGAAAGAUGCCUCGGACACCUCGGCUCAACAUCUCUUCUGUCAUCCACUGGUGACUUGAUCCUGACUUCUCUUUCCCUCCCUCUUUCGGGUAGAGUGCUACAGACUGUUCAAACCGAAUCCACUCCCACAUCCAACAGAGUCUCAAAUCUGGCCCCGUCAACAGCCAGAGCCACUCGCAGAACAGCAAAUGAAGCCCAGUUACAGGUCACACCUGUGAUUGGCUCCAUUUCCAUUUCCUCCAUUUUCCAAAAUGAUCUCCCAAAAAACAAUGAGAAAGAAGCAUCCCGUUUAGGACAAGAAGUCGAAUCAACUUCAGAGAUACCCAGAAAUACCAGGAGCAAACUAAGAUCAUGUUCUAAAAAACAGAUUUUGGAAAAGGAUCAAGAAGAGGACUGUUUUGUCGGGAAUAUGUUGGUCACAGUGAUCAGUCAGUCAUCUGGCAGUGAAGUAGAAGAAGAGGAGGAAGAGGGCAGCAAAGAAGAUAUGGAGGGGAGUAAUGUGAGUGCAAACAGACCCAAAAAGACUGAAGUCAAGAACGGAAAUGAAGAAAGAGUUGAUGUUACCAGGAAAUAUUCCGCUAAUAGAAACUCAGAGGCCAUCGAGUCACAGGAAGAAGCACUCCGCAUUUCCUGCGUGACGCGUCAACUAAGAGUUGUCCUUCCUAGAUUAAACAUCAGCAAUGCCAAUCUUUCUGUCCGCCUGAAUCAUCCGUCUGAUGAGCAGGAAAUUAAAAGGUCUCCAAGCCCGGUUACUUUAAAAGACAGAGGGGGAAACAGUGUCUCUGAGCUGCGGAAAAGGAAAUUUAUUGAUUUGAGUUCAACGCCUGAAAAACACCUGACUUUAUCAGUCAAAAAGUUAACUUCUGCAUACUCUCCGUGUGUUCCACUUGUGCGUCUUCCAAUGGGUAUUCCAGAAACACCAUCUCCCUCAGUGAAGUCAUCAGAUGACAUCAUAGAUGAUUCUGAUGAUGACACAACAGGCAAUGUGAAGAAAAAGGUAUUCAAUCAGCAGUAUUUCAAAACAAAGAAUGGUACAUAUGUGCCCACUCUCCGGGAGUUCUGGAAUCCUGUGUUUUGUCCCCCUUUGUCUCCUGGAAGCAGACAUUGAUGCAGUUGCAUGGGGACAUCAUUCUUGCUUAAAGACUUAGAUGCUGCAGUUUUUGUUGUUACAGAUUGUACAAAUCUUAUAUUUUAUCAAGAGACAGAAGGUCCUUACUGUGUUGUAUGUUUGUAACCAAGGAAGCAUACCUGCUUUUUUUUUAAGGAAGUGUGCACAUUUAUAAUUAGAAACUUAUUUUAUUUUUAAUGUAUGUAUCUGAUGGUAUCAUGUAUGAUGAUGAUGUUUUGUAAUGCAAUAUAUUAAAAUGAAGAAUUUUGUUUAGUACUA